AGUUCCGCUGAGUUAUUUUGUAUGUAUUCAAUUAGUUAUUUUGAAUGCGUCCUGGCAGAGUUGAUUUUCAAUCGGUCGAGAAAAGAAUAGAUUUAGUUGCUGAAUACUUUAACUGCAAAUUCAAAAAUGUCAAGAGUUUUGUUAUUUUCGAACUAUAUAGUUCGAAAUCUCGGUAGAGUAUCUGUUGUUCUCGCUCUACAUUGUCCUGUCUCGCUUUAACGUGUCUGAAAACUAUGGGAAAACUGGUACCCAGAACAGACUAUGGAGUUCCAAAAUUUGGCCAUAAUGCAGCGCACAAUGACAGCAGUCGUUCAGUCGUUGUCAAUAAAAAAACAUAUUAAAAGGCCUCGAUUACAUUACGGCAUCACCGACGAAGUUAGCGUGUCAAGUUACGUUUUGACAACUAUUAGGCGAAAAAAUAUGAACUCGGAGCAAAUUUCAGCGUUUGUGGAAAUUGCAGAAGCUGAUCAACUUAUUUUCGGUACCUAUCGGUGCACAGGCGAGUGAGGAAGCAGGAAGCAACAUCUGUGUGUGGGCGCAAGGUUACCGCUAAAGAGAUCGCGUGCAGGAUUUCAGGAUAUAGCACACGCGCGCCUGAUAAAGAAAGGGAGCGAAAAUGUGCGGCACAAUCGUGUGAAAAGGAAGUAGAGUGGACUAGCAGAGGCAAAAGAGAGAUGCUACACAGGCAGGAUAACGCGACCGAGAUGGAUUUUGUGUCGAAGCCCACGGAAAGGCCCGCCCGUGGAUGAGCGAAAAAGAGAGGCGAAAAAGAUAGGGUAGCUCUGGUGGGACCGCAAUGAAGAGAAGAGCGCGACAAGCGAAGGAAAAAAGCGGUGGCUCGAAAAAACGGUUCUGAAAUUACAUAAAACAGAAUUGAGUUCAAAUCGGUCGUAUAUCGUAAAAAAGGUGAAUUCGUUCCGAGGCGUGCUGUGUGUUGGUGAGUGAAGUGAAGAUAAGCCAACCGUUAGCAUAGGAUGUGCUAAAGUCAGUGAGCAUCUGAGAAGUGUGUUGGAGUGCUGGUUAAACGAAGAAAGUGAUAAGAGAUCUGUGCCGCGUUACGGGAAGAUGUAAAGCACAGCACAUAUUUGUGCGCUAGUGGUUUGUGGUUCAGCUAUAAAACAUACGAGGCAACAACAGCACACGAGCCGCCGAAACUAACCGGCUUCGGGUUCUUUCUCCAGUGCAACCCCCCUCUUCCUGCCACACCACUAUUGAUAUCGGUUAUUGUAUCAACUUCUCGAGGUACGUUGCUGCCCGUCGUCCCCAAAAGUGUGCGCUGAAGGUUACCAUUCGUGUUCCGUGUUGUGUGUGCGUGUGUAUGAUUGUUAAUUAUAAGUGUAUGUGUGUGUAAUAGGUUGGUCGGUAGUUGCCAUUUCCUGCCUCAAAACGGAUCAUCCUCGCAAACGGGGCAGCCCUCCUUCAUCGGUCACCGACGAGUCCUCGUCCUCGUUAGUCUUGUCAACGUCUGCCGGGGGCCGUGGGGGAGGAGGUGGUAGUGGAGGAGGAGCUGGUGGUGGAGGUGGCGGAAGUGGUGUUGGUGGUGCUGGUAGAGCAAGUGGAAGCGGCACUGGUGCAUCGGGUGGAGCAGCAGCAGUAGUAGUUACAGAAGGUGGUGGCAGAAGCAAGGGAAGAAAAGGAAGUGUAAUCGGUGGUGGUGGUGGCGGUGGCCGUGGUGGUGGUGGUGCUGGUGGAAGUGUUGGUGGCGGUGACGCAGAUCGGAGCAGUGGUGGCGGUAGUUCGGCGGCCAGUCAUCGGCAUCAAUCCGGAUACCCUCGUCAUCCGCAGCAAACGUCUACGGCGGGCAUAAACCCGACAACGGCAACGACCACGACUACGACGGGCUCAUCAUAUGAGAAGACCAAUAACAUGGCUUCAUCAAAUCACCGCGGUAUACAGAUUGGUUCCGCCUGGUUUCAACGCAAGAUCAACCUACGGCCGCAACACCGUGGCAUUCAUCUGGUGACGGAGGAGAUCCUACGGCAGAUGCCAGAGCUGGGUCAAUUUUCUGUCGGAUUAUGUCAUGUUCAAAUCCUUCAUACAUCCGCCAGUUUAGCAUUAAAUGAAAGCUGGGAUCCAGAUGUCCGGGAUGAUAUGGAAAUGAUGUUGAACAAAAUAGUGCCCGAAGGCCUACAAUACAGGCAUUCAUGCGAAGGUCCAGAUGAUAUGCCUGCUCACGUAAAAGCCUGCUUCCUUGGAAGUUCACUGACAAUCCCAAUCACCGACGGCAAGUUGUCACUCGGUACGUGGCAGGGUGUUUGGCUGUGCGAACAUCGGGACCACGCAGGCUCCCGGAAGCUGGUGAUAACGCUGUCCGGUUGUCCGCGAGACUCGGCCCGAAGUCCCCUUUCGCCCGUGUCACCAAUUGCCUCUACCUCCAGUUAGGGACGGCCGCGCUCUGCCCGCGAUAGUCGGUAAUCGUGGGUUAGAGCGGCUUUCUGCUGUAAGGUCAACAAUUGUUCAACUGCAACAACAACAACAACAACAACAACAUCAACAGCAAUUUUAACCAAAACAACAACAGCAACCACAGCAAGAAAUACUACUAAUGCUACCAGUAAUGCUACUACUACUACUACCAUUAUUAAACUAAAUAAUAAUGCUACUUACGACACUACUUUUACUACUACAACUACUACUACUAUCACUACUUCUAAAACUAUAACGGUAUCAAAUUGUAAUGAUUGCGAAUCUGUUUGAAAGGUGUUGAACGUACAAGCAAUUCCAAAAAGCGAGAGAGAAGGUUAAGAAGCAACACUUAACAGCUAACAAAAUAUUAAACAAAAGUAAAAACUAUACACACCAUCAAACACCUUUGCUAAUCGCUUUUCGUGGAUGAUAAGCGAAAGAUCCAGCAGCAUGAUCAAUUGAUUUGAUCAUGCAAAGUCGAUGUUAGCCAUGUCCAGUUGGAAAUAGUGAAAUGGAAGAAAUGGUAAAAAGGCAAAUAAAUAUCUAGCAAAACGAAUUAAUUACAACAGGUUGGUGGGUAGUGGUACGCGGCAACCGGCGAUGAAUUCAAUUGUUAAAGCAUUUUAGAAGCGUUACAAAUGAACAAAACAAAAAGCAACCUCCUGAUGCCGUCACUUUGAACAUUGCUACCAACAAUAGAACGAUAAAGCUCUGAUACAAACUUAUCCUUCCAGCGGGCGCGCGGAAUAGAGGCUCUUGUGCGUAAUUAUAGACGAAUGCAAUUGUUACACAAAACUUCAAUCCAUGAAUGUAGCAAUCCAGUGAGAAAAUAAAUAGUAGAUGUGCGCAAUAAAGGAUAGCGAGCGAGCAGGAUGAAACAAUAGUAUGCAGCACGGUCAAAUUAAGAACUGAGGAGUAUUGUAGGGAUAUAGGUGUGUUUUCUAAAGUGAAAUAAUGUGGAUACCUUAUGUUCUGUUGUUUGAUGGAUAAUUUUUUUCCCCCACAUUGUAAAUUGCUGCUGGUAAGCGACCACAUAUGUGCCGAUUAGUUGAUGAAGCUGUUACAGAAUGAUCAUCGAUAUGUGUAUGAUCUUUUGAUUUUGGGCCAACACAUCCAAUUCGUAAUGCAUUUCGGGGAUAAUUGUUGCUUCCGUUACGUUUCAAUAGUUGCCUUUAUAUAGUGGUGCCCCUUGUGUUUGGUUUUGGUUUGAGCAGCAAAAUCAACUUCAAAUCUGUACGUAAAUGUUUCAUACUCGUUAACGUUGUCAAACAUGUUAAGUAAAGCAUGCGUAAAUGGUAAAAACAUUGUGUACGAAUAAGGAUCUUUUCGUUACGAUUGAUUGUAAUUAUAUGAAGGACAAUAACUCAAAUAUUAUGUUUACAAAAUCCAUUUCACUUUUCAUUUCCAAAUAGUUUAUAUGAGUUGUCAUUUCGUCGGUAUAGUAUGAUAUAAUUGUUAGAAAACGAUAUGAUGAAUUGCAUGAAUGGAUGUAUGGGUUUGAAGUUGAUUUUUUGUUUCGUUACGUAUGACCAAUGCAACUCUUGCCAUGGGAAAGAAAAAUAACCAAACGAAUAAAUUGCAACGGUAAAACAAUAUGAAUGGAUGUUUUUUAUUGGUGAAUGUUAUAACGAGAGCGAUAUGUCAAUGAAAAGAAAACAACAAUUGUACAUAGUGCGAAUUUUCACAUUUUCUGUGAUUCAAAUAAAAAUUAAAAUCUUCAUAAGAAUGUCUUGAUCAAGCCACUCUAAAACAGUAAUACCGUCGAUUAUUGCCACUCGGAAGAUGUGUCGCAUCUGUUAUUUUUUAAAACGAUUGUUAAUUGCUUUAUCUUUACGAUUGCAUAGACAGAAACAUUUAUAAAUUAGUUACCUAAUUUGUUAAUGUAGUAAAUCGCAUAACAGUACAGCUACAGAGAGAAUCGUGUAAUAGUGUAGGCUUCUACUUUGAUGCUCCAUCAAGUUCAAGAAAAGACGCAUUCUAUGGUUCUUCCAAGGAAUGAUCUGCCCCAGACAUAUACCAAUGCAAUAAUGAACCCAUCGCCGCGGAAUGCAUUCCUGUUAAAUAAGGCAUAUAAAUGUGCACCUUGUUUGUUCGCAUCUAAGUUCAGUUAAUGCUCAUGAAUGACAAAUACACACAGCUUUCGGUUGAAAUAUUUUGUUAAAAAAUCGCUUUUUUUUUAAAAUACCGUUCCGAACCCUAUGAUGAUGGGUUGGGUACUGUUAUAGAUCAGAGAAUUUUGUACGUUUCCUUUAGUGUGUAACAGAACCGAUAUAAAGAAUGUAUUUUAAAUGUGCUCUUUUGAAAUGAAAACAAAAAAUGCUCCAACACGAUCAUUCGUAUCUUCUUCUUGUAUGAUUUAACUUUCUGUGGUGGUCGUUCCAUAAUACUGCACAAUGCAUUGUGGUAUUAUUAAAUAAGCAAUCUUGAUAACCUGCAGAAACGUUUCACGUUUAAAUUGGAAGCAGUAGUAAACAUCCCAUCUUGAUGAUGGUUUCACGUAUCAAUAUUUUUACACGAACUCUUUCCUUCAUUAAACUAACUGCACUGUAUAGUGGCAUGGGGUAAAGAUGGAGGUACAGAAAGUGAAAAAAUGUAAAAAAAACAGGCAGCAAUAAACUUUAGACAAAUGAUAAAUUCUGGAUCAACCGAUGAGAUACUCGGAUUUGGGGAUCUUACCGUGACGCAUCUAACCUGUCCCCGUUGCUAAAGCGCAGUGGCGCUUUUUUCGGAUAAACAUCCGCAAAGAAAGGCGUAAGCCAGGGCAAUUUUUGAAGCGCAAUGUUGGAAUACCGUUACUUAAAUGAAAUUUUCAUUAAAAUUCAUAACCGAUCAAUCUCCAUUUUGUCACGCGUAUAAAAGAAACCAGAAAUUGAACUUAAUAAAACAUCAAAUAAAAACGGGGCAAACACGUAGGAUGAAAAUGAAGUAAAACAAAAUAAAAAAUCUUGGUAUGAGCUUUAAACACGAAAUAAAUAUAAUAAAGUAAUAUAACUAACGUUAAACGAUUAGAUAAAGGCGUGCGCGUAUACAUUUACUAGCGAACAAUUACAGUUUAUGAGUUGGAACACUGAGCAUCCAUCAAACGAUGGCUGCCCCGCAGUACAAAGUACACGUUGAUAACAUACAGUUUUGUAAUUUAAAACACAAAAAUAAUACGUUAAGUUGUUGGACCAAAAACGUCUUAUUCGGUGUAUAAAAACACUCUUUUACCAUGUGGUUGAUUUCUGUGUAUCAUUUCUUUCCGUUGUAAUGCACUUCUCCAAAACAGAUGCACGGUUCGGUUCAUUACUUUAAAUGUUAAUGCUGUGUAAUGUGUUUCACACCUAAUUUCACUCUUUACAAUCUACUGUGUAAUGUGUUAUGAACGUGUACCGUAAUGCAUAGGCAGCGUCUGUGACGUGUUCGGAAUCCAUUUUACCACGAGCUCGAAGUAAAAUGAAAAACAUUGUUCCAUCUACCCAUAUAGUGUGGAUCGAAUAAUAACAUUAAGGAUGUAGUUAAGCAAAAAUUAGGCAGUAAACGUAUGCGCAGAGCAGAAAACAACAAUCUUUUGCAAGGCAAUUUAGUUGAAUUUUCUAGAACAGAGCAAUUAUUUAGCAUGUAAGCGGAACCGGUGGUACUUUGUAAAGUUAUAAUAUUAUUAUAGGGUUUGAAAACGAUAAAUCGGAUUGCACCGUAAUGAAGACGGCAACUCUACGUGCAGUUGGUGUAGUUGCGUACGCGAGGGUAUUAUAAAUUAGUAAAACAAAAAAAAACCAAACCUUUUGUGUGAGGCCUGAGUUUUGGCGUUAUGCGUUUGCAAGCAAAACAAAACCACAAGUAUAAGUACGAAUAGAACGGUGCCAGUAGUAGGUAGGACACAGAUUGGAUGGAUUUAAUUCAGUGCAAUGUUGAAAUGGCAGUUAGACACAACGAGAGUAUCUUCCCCCUCGUUCUUAGACUGGCGCACUGCAGUUUUGUGAGGCAAAGUUUUGUGUGUUCAAACACGUGUUCAAUAUUUCGCUGAAUAUAAACCAUCGGAAAUAGACGUGUGUUGAGUAUCACGGUGGGAUGGUUUGCAAUUAUCUAAAAAACAAUUCGAUUUUUUCGCUCACAUCUUUAUGCGGAACGGUUUUGAUAAUUUGGUCAUUUUUUUUCUCGACAAAUGGGUAGUCCACACGCUGUAAUUACAAAGGCUACCUAGAAAGCCUACGAGAAGCCUAUUUUAUACACAUAUAAAUCGUAAGCAUCAUUAAUCAAAAACGCAAACACAGCGAAUGCAGCCCAAGAAGAGGAAGAUUGUCUUACGCUACAGAAUGAGCUAUUCAUUUUCAUGGCAAAAACAAAAUAGAAAGAUGUAAUGUUGAAGUGCUGUAGUAAACAACCAAAAACAAAACAUAAAAUACCAAAAGAAAUAAAUCCGUCAACAAGCAGAUCGUAAGAUUUGAUUAAAGAUGAAGAUAUUUUGUAGUGUUCCCCUUUAAUCCCUAUCUACACGCGAUGGUAACUUCUUGCGAAAUGCCUAGAAAAGACGACGACACGCCCGGAUCGAUAGAUUGGAUUAUUGAAAUGAGGAACCCGUUGGAUUAUACAGCGUGUGUCGGAUGUGUCCCCAGUUAGAAUAUGGCCCACAGUUUGCCCAAAAAACGAUCAAUCGAUCGAUCCACGAAACAAAUCUAUUUCUUCGAAUGUUUUCAUGCUUUUGCGCUGUAAAAUAUUGUUGCACCGAUAAUAAGCGUCGAACCCCCCGGGGUAGGGGGAUAGAAAUGGAGCAGUUAGGCAAGCGGAGUUUGUUGGUAGAGGGAGUAUAUCAAUAAAUACAGGAAAGCAGAUUUAUGAUGCGUAAUAUGCAAAGAAUGUAAAAA
This is a messenger RNA of Anopheles funestus (African malaria mosquito), 7250 nucleotides long. RefSeq names its product UPF0047 protein YjbQ. Lineage: Eukaryota; Metazoa; Arthropoda; Insecta; Diptera; Culicidae. The record is from RefSeq and is a predicted model, not a curated record. The coding region runs from base 1867 to 2382 and encodes 171 amino acids. The transcript is spliced from 5 exons.